Dermacentor albipictus is the source of this 1938-nucleotide messenger RNA. RefSeq names its product alpha-tocopherol transfer protein-like. Gene Ontology annotation, cellular component: membrane. Lineage: Eukaryota; Metazoa; Arthropoda; Arachnida; Ixodida; Ixodidae. Gene Ontology annotation, molecular function: phosphatidylinositol bisphosphate binding. The record is from RefSeq and is a predicted model, not a curated record.
AGUUGAGCUUUUGCGGAGCAAAGUUGUGAUGGAGCCCGGCUUCGAAAGGUACCCACCGUGGCAAACGGGCGACGUUAUCCUCGAUAGCGUCGCCGAAGAGUCCCUCGCCGAGCUGAGAAGACUAUUGGAAGGUGAACCGGUCGUCAAUGCCCCCACUAACUCGACCGACUUGCUGCGCUUCCUGCGGUUUUGCAAAUACGACGCCCGUGAGGCUCUGGUCGUUCUCAAGAGAUACUGCGGACUCAGGACCUCCGCACCGAAGCUCUUCGAAGGACUCAAGGAACCUGAAAAACUGCGAGAAGUAGCCCAAGAUAUCUUCACGAUACUGCCGCAAAGGAACAUGCACGGCAGGCCAAUUAUGUUCAGUAGAUUUGGAAAAUGGAACCCACCCGAGAUGAGCUGCCUGCAGCUAUACCAAGCGAUGAUAUUCUGCCUCGAGCACUUGUCAAUGUGCCCCGAAGCACAGACACUGGGAGUUUCCAUGGUGAACGACUUAGACGGCUAUUCCUUAGUGAGCGUGCGGCAUGUCGAGCUCGGCCUCACCAAAAGUCUGCUGCAUUACAUGCAGAAAUGUAUGCCCAUUCUAACAAGCGAAGUUCACAAUGUCAGGGAGCCCGCAGCCUUUGAGGCAGCGUUCAUGCUAGUGAAACCAUUCCUGGAGGAGGAAAAUGUCAAAAAGGCCCGCUUCCACGGGAAGCACUUGGAGAAUCUUCAGGACGAUAUUCCUGCGGGCGCUCUUCCGAAGGAGUUUGGAGGCACGGCUCCCGACACCGACUGGAACGCGUUCUGGAAGAACGUAUGUCUGGAUAUCGAGGUGGACAGACUUUAGCUGGUGCGUCAAGCUCGAGAUUGGCACCACGGGUUCUCGGGCUGCGUGCGAAACACUUGGCACCCCCUGGUGGAAGAAUAUAGGAGUUCACCUUCGUUUUGUGUUAAUCGCCAGUUCAUACUUUCGAAUACGUUUACUCUGCAUGGUGUACGUGUGUGUGAGCAUAUGCGUGUAUCUAAAGCGAGCAUUGUGCAUCUAAACGUGAUCAGGCCCAUCGCGCCCUACUAACCUUUAUAGAACGAACUAACUUAGGUUCACGUUUGUAGCAUGAACAUUGAACAUUCUACUGUGUGUGAUCAGUACUGUACCCUAACGCUUCUUCCUUCGAAGAUGGGAGGUGGCGAGUUCAACCACCUUGCAGUGUAUAUUGUGAACCCACUAGCGGUUCACAGCAGCUUUACUUGGCGUCUCAUCGUGGAGAACACAAUUAGCCGCAUAGCGAACUAGCCAUGGAUGCGGUUGAUAAUUGUGGAGGCUGUUCGACGCGGCGUCACUUUAAUUUUGGCUGCAGAGUUCUACUUUAGUCUUUAGAUUUGUCCGGUUGCAGUGUCCUGUUGCUCUCCUUUCCUCUUUCCUUUUUCCUCCCCUCCUUCCUAUCUUCUAUUUCUGUGUUGCUGUCACCUCCCUUCAGAAGAGUAGGCAGGCGUUGUGCCCCUUGCGGUGGCAGUUGCCAGCCUGCUCCUCGCUUUCCCUUUCCUAAUACCUCUGUAUAUGUGUAUAUGUGUUCAAAACAAAUAAUAAUAAUAUGCGACUUUUCUGCCUCUCCUAUUUGAUUGUCCCGUGAUGUUAUCAGAGAAUCCAAGUUUCCGGCUCAUGGCUUGAAUCAUAAGUAAUAUGGAGCGUCAUAAGGUGAGCGCGAACGGCGUGGUAUUGGUUUAUGGGUGCAAUCCAUUCGGAGUUGCCGCAAGACCUGAGGUAAAACAAAGCGUACAAUUAGAGCCGAGUAUAUUCGAAUGUGCUGUCUUAUCUUGAAAGCUGCAUUCUGGCUGCCGGAAUGUUUCACAUUUAAUAAAUAAGCAGUAGUACUUGUGUUUACUUAGGCAACUGCAUACAUGUUUAUAUUCUGUGGGUUCCUUGUGUUAAUGCUGACUGGCGGUCUUAAGGAUAUA